Molecule: messenger RNA, 1380 nt
Organism: Ceraceosorus guamensis
Lineage: Eukaryota; Fungi; Basidiomycota; Exobasidiomycetes; Ceraceosorales; Ceraceosoraceae
Product: signal peptidase 22 kDa subunit
Exons: 3
Coding region: 410-991 (193 amino acids)
Biological process (GO): protein targeting to ER
Cellular component (GO): signal peptidase complex; membrane
Source: RefSeq, a predicted model, not a curated record
GAUGUUCGUGGCGAUGAAAUCUCCCAUUUUUCAAAGGCGCUUGACCACGAUCACAACAGACCUUAGAUCGCUCCCUCUGCCCUCGUUCACUCGAUUACCAUCUCCCAACGUGGGCGCCUGCUGAUCCCUCGACGUUGCUCAAGUCGACACCCGUCUGCGAAGCGUGGGCUGGAUCGGAUUUGUUGCACCGGGGGCUUGGCUCUCGCUCCCAGUCUUCAUUUUUGCUAGCUGCAGCAGCUCGACCGUGAGGGCUACUUCCGCCAACUACACUUCCGGCAGCUCACUUGCGAACCCUAUCUGCAGCCUUUUCAAGUCUUCCGCCCCCUUGCUGAUUCCGCGCACCACUGCGAUUUCGUAGGAUUCGAGUCAAGAAGACGACGCAGCAACACCAUCCACUUGCACACCCAUCAUGUCUAGCAGCAUGAACACGACGCUCAACAGGCUCAACAGCGUCACUGCUUAUGCCACAACUGUCCUCUUGGCAGUGCUGAGCAUCGUGGCUUACUCGGCUUACCCCCUGAAUCCCAAGCCGGAUCCGAAUGCCUUCUUGAAGGUGGACCAAUUGGAGGUCGUGAGAGCAAGAGCGACAUGGCAUUCGGAUCGCAGGCUGCAAGAUUAUCUAAAGGUCCAAUUCUCAGCCGAGCUGGAUCUGCGUCCUCUCUUCACUUGGAACACAAAGCAGAUCUUCUUGAGCUUAUCCGCCCACUACGCUUCUCGAGCAAGCGAGGACAAUAGGAUCGUCAUUUGGGACAGGAUCAUCAGGAGAAAAGAGGACAGCAGGAUCUUUAUCGAAGAUGCCGUCAAUCGAUACGCUUUCAGAGAAGUCAGCACCAGCUUUGCCAACGUCAAUUCUACGUACUUUACGCUGCACUGGAACGUCAUGCCCUACGUCGGUGUUCUCGCAUACGGAGACGAGCUUUCGACAGCGCAGCUACCCGUGCCCAAGCGCAUCGAGGGCGAUUCGAAGAAUGAGGAGAGGGUGUGGUACUGAAGGGAGAAGCAGACAGGGCAGAAAUCACAUCGAGUCAUCCCUGGCGUGGGCCAUCCGACCGCAGGUGUGAGCAAGCAGUCACCAGUCAAGAGUUCUUGAGGCAGGAGCCUGAGCAAGAUCGAUGGUCACAAAGUCAAGUGGUAGUCACGUUAAUGCGAAUCUCGUCGCCAAUCAUUACAUACACCUCGCUGUGGCGUGUCGUCGUUCACUUUGAGCGAUGCGUAUCCCAGAAAAGGAGAUGCACGGCAGCAAGCCUCACUCUGAUAGGUUUCGGGAGAAGAUGUUGGCAUUGCAGCUCGUACACGUGCUACCUGCCCUUGGCGACCUCUUCAGGAGUUUUGGUCCUCAGGCUCAACGCGUGCAGACCCCUCUCGAACUCGGGGGCCAUG